Dalotia coriaria is the source of this 911-nucleotide messenger RNA. RefSeq names its product josephin-1-like. Gene Ontology annotation, biological process: protein deubiquitination. Lineage: Eukaryota; Metazoa; Arthropoda; Insecta; Coleoptera; Staphylinidae. The transcript is spliced from 4 exons. Bases 204 to 875 code for a protein of 223 amino acids. The record is from RefSeq and is a predicted model, not a curated record. Gene Ontology annotation, molecular function: cysteine-type deubiquitinase activity.
CCCAACAUACACAUUUUACUUUCCUGCGCUCACGUAACCUCUUUGUUGUCAUCGAAAAGUUUCAAGGAAAUCAAUAUUUUCACGCCGCGCACCUGGAGCACCUGUUUACGUUUUCGCGUUUGCUCACACAUUCCACGCGAACACGCUGUGAUACGCAUCAAUGGCCUAGAACAAAAUAAAAUGCCGACAGGAACAGCGCAAAUAUGUCCCCAAAUUAUUCCCAAAGCCUGGACAUCUACCAUGAGAAACAGGUGCGCGAAUUGUGCGCCUUGCAUGCCCUGAACAAUUUGUUUCAAGGCAUUAAUUUAUUCACUAAAGCUGAACUGGAUGUGAUUUGCCAGACACUCUCACCAGAUGUGUGGAUAAAUCCACAUCGAUCAGUGCUUGGACUUGGCAAUUAUGACAUUAAUGUGAUAAUGAAAGCAUUGCAGGAUAGGGAUUAUUGUGCCAUUUGGUUUGAUAAGAGAAAGGAUCCUAACUGUGUCAAUCUUAAAAACAUUCUUGGUUUUAUUUUGAAUGUGCCCAGUGAUUAUAAAAUUAGUUUUGUUACUUUACCUUUAAAGAGAAGGCAUUGGAUUGCCAUCAGAAAAAUCAAUGGGUUUUAUUAUAACUUGGAUUCAAAACUGAAUUCUCCUCAAGUUAUUGGCAAGGAUAAAGAAGUUUUGGAUUAUCUGAAGGAAGAAACUGAGUCAAAAGAUAAGCAGCUGUUUGUAGUGGUGACUUCAGAGGUGGACAAAAACGAGUCUUGGUUGUUAAACAAAAGUUCAUACAGCAAUCAUGUGCAUUUACAAGAGCGGGAAGCCGAGGUAUUGGAAUUGCGCGAUAUAAUUGCUGAGGACACAAAUGUCACCAUCAAUCCCUUGUGCAAUACAUGAUGAAGUAAAUUAAAAUUAAUUUAUUAACAUAUAUAA